This is a messenger RNA of Hypomesus transpacificus, 2298 nucleotides long. RefSeq names its product cAMP-dependent protein kinase inhibitor alpha-like. Gene Ontology annotation, cellular component: cytoplasm; nucleus. Bases 215 to 439 code for a protein of 74 amino acids. The transcript has 3 exons. Lineage: Eukaryota; Metazoa; Chordata; Actinopteri; Osmeriformes; Osmeridae. Gene Ontology annotation, molecular function: cAMP-dependent protein kinase inhibitor activity. The record is from RefSeq and is a predicted model, not a curated record. Gene Ontology annotation, biological process: negative regulation of cAMP-dependent protein kinase activity.
AGAAACCCUUCUCCUGCCGCUCUACAACAAACCAAUGUCUGCAACAAUUAGCCCGUACGGGAAAAGCGUUUUCCAUAUAACAAGAAAGCUUUAUUUUGCAGCAUAACAUCGUAUCUUGCAUUGGAGAGGAUGGUGGCUGGGUAGUUACAACUUUUUUGGAUUUUGAUUUUGACACGCGCACUGAUCCUGUCGGCAGUAGUGAUAGGUCCCUGAGAUGACGGAGGUGGAGCCUGUGUUGGACUUUGCAUCGUCAGGUCGCUCGGGGAGGAGGAACGCCCUCCCAGACAUCUUGGGCUCUCCAGCCGGGGUCAACCCCACCGACCUGCCCCUCAAACUGGCCGAGCUGGCUCUCACAGAUGGUCCAGGAGGGGCCCAGUCUCCCACCUCGGAGGAAGGUCAGGCCCCUGCAGAGAGCUCGGAGGGGACAGAGGGAUCGUAAGGGCCCUGGGCCUCACUUCACCGGAGGCCUGCAGAGAUACCUGGAGAGGAGGGAUGGAGGGAGCGAGAGAAGAGGAUCUGUGAAAGAGCCAUGGUCCGACCGGCUGGCUGUGUGCAAAACAGCUGAGCUUCUUAAGAGGGAUGAGGACCCCUAUAUCUCAACAGACACAGAGAUGUGGAAUUGUGUGUGUGUGUCAGUAAGUGUGUGUGCGUGGAACCGCUUACUCUACACACUCCUGUGUUGAGAAACGAAGAGACAUUUGCAGAACGUAUACUGUACCACUACAAUUUUUCUAUGACUUCACUUAUAAUUAGCAAUGAAGAUCUCAGUGCAAAUAUAAAAUGAAUUUGCUUGCAUUUCCUGCAGAUAUAUACAGUAUCUAUCUAUCUAGUAUCACUGAUUUUAUACACCUUGUAAUGGGAGGGAAGGUUUCCCACAGUGGCCUACUGGUUCUUGGCUUUCUGACGUGGAAAUUGUAACUUGUAAGUGUAUUUGUAUAAGGAAAAUGGACUGUGUUUUAAAAGAGGCAGGCUUCCUCUUAGACGUUGGUGUGUGACAGUCAUGUUUUUUAACUAGCUGGGACUUGGAUUUGAAGUGUGAAAUGGGCAUGUGGUAUAUUUUUUAAUUUGCAUUUUUUACACAGUGUUAGAAGUUUGAAUGCUAAUAACCAGAUCAGCUGAUGACCUUGGUGGAGAUUGGUUAGGAUAUUACCUGAGUUGUUCAUAAUACAAACCAGUUUUUGUCACAGUAGCCUGGCACUAAAGGUAAUGGGUAGGACAAAUCCUAAUGUCGAAACAUUCCUUAAAUGGCAUUUCACUGCCAACCACUUUCCACCACAUUAAAUAUGCUGAGAAAACUUAAGAUGAUAAUAAGCUCUGCUCGAGGCUCUUUCAAAGGCUGCCACUUUCCCAGACAUUUCCUCUGAAAAUGUGCCUAGUUGCAAUUGACAAAAGAUUGCAUUGCACUCUAUUUCUGAAAUACUGUUAUCCAGUAUCGGGCUAUUGACACUUCUUUGUAGUCUUUUGUAGGUAAGUCAUAAAACAUCCCAGCUGUUCAAACUGUAGAGGGGCUUAUCACUUUGUCCUCUCACGAUCCAGUGUGGCUUCUGAGAGCACACUGUAGGGCAUGUGCCGGCCUCGCCACCCACCCAGUCACAGCGAGCGGCCCACGGAGCUUAGCUACACACGUGCCACUCGGUUGGCAGCAUAUGCCUGACGACGACUGGGCGCCAGAGCAAGCAUGGCGUCACACCUCCACUAAACACCAAACUGUUUCACAGAGGGCCGACUGUGGAAGAAGAUGGCGGCAUGCCUCGCCUUCUGCCACUCAGCAGACUGCGAGGGGACCAGCCUGUUUGCACUCAUCAACACGUUUAAUGGAGUCUGUGACACAGCAUCCGAUAUGCAGGAUUGUCGGGAGGACUGUUAUGGUGUAAACACAGGCAGCCAUCACCAUAUAGAACCCAGAGAGACAGCCAUAGAUAACCCCUCAACUCAUUCCGGUUGUAUAUAUUGUCAUGCAGUUACACUAAACUCACCCACUUGCAUACAAGUCGAUGGGCAUAUUAUUAUUGUCUCUAUUUUAAUCUGUUUGGGCUGUAUGUAUAUUUGUAUGGUUUUGUCUAUUAAAUGCACAUAGGGUAGGCUUAUGUCCAUCAGGUUCUCUACUGGUCCUCUAUUGUAAUAAAAUGUUCUCGAUGAUGACUAUGAAACUGUUCUUAUGAUAAUAUCUCAAGGUAAACUUAUUCAAAAAACUGUCCUUAAUCUCUCAGUGGUACGUGCAGUAUAUAUUUUACUCAGCCUAACUUGACAUUUUCAUUAUUUGGGUUUAACAGGAAAAUGGCAUAAUAAAUCCAUAAG